Messenger RNA from Spirodela intermedia, 303 nucleotides. NCBI's taxonomy places the organism in Eukaryota, Viridiplantae, Streptophyta, Magnoliopsida, Alismatales, Araceae. The record is from the annotation of a GenBank genome assembly.
AUGACGGGCAACUCCCUCACCUUGGAGAAGGGGGUGUUCCUCCCCAGGAGGGUGAUGGUGCUGCCCUUGUACCGGCCAUCCGUGAAGACGAAGUUCAUGGCCAUGAUCAGCCCCAGCUCUCUCUGCGACGCCGACACGUACAGCCCUUGUGCCCUCCCCACCAGCCUGGAGCUCAUCUCCUGCCCUUCCGUCAGCGGGUCGUCCAUCACGUACGCCGCGCCAAAGAACGUCGCCGAGGCGUUCGUCCUCGCCGCCCGCGCGAUCUGCACGACGGUGGGGCUGCGCCCGCUGACGAUGUCGUGA